GAGCAGCCGGUGGCGGAGUUGAGAGGCCUGGUGGGCCUGGGCCAGAGAGACCCCAGUGGCAUGAGGAGGCAGGAGGCGCUGGUGGGGACGGCAGGGACCGCAGCGGAGGCGGGCCGCGAAGGGGAGCAGCCUAGGCCCCCAGGGCUGGGUCGUACUGGCGGCCCCCAAGAGCCCCGCCAACCAUGGAAGACAUUUUUAUACUGCGAGCCCCAUAAGAGAAUCAAGGAGGUUUUGGAAGAAGAACUUUCCAUCAAGAGGGAUGAGUGCCACGUGAAAAGCCCACCUGCAGUGGCCCUGGAUGGAAUUUGGAGCAUCAAGAGGAACCUGCCUGUGGGAGGCAUGAUGCCAGGACAGCAGAGCAGAAACAGUUCACUCCCCCAAGCCAAGUACUACUCGAGGCACGGAGGGCUGAGAAGAUAAGAUGGACACAUCCCUCCACGGAGAUGGACCUGGCAUUCUCCUAAUAUCCAAAGACAGAAGAAUCUCGAGCUUGUUUAUCAAUUUAAGAUGUAUGGAAAAAAGUUUCUUACUCUGUAAUACCAAUAUAUAAAUCAGUCCAAAGCCAUAAAAUACUAUUGGGAAAAUGUGCUAAGAAAAAUA
This is a messenger RNA of Microtus oregoni (creeping vole), 600 nucleotides long. RefSeq names its product chromosome unknown C11orf97 homolog (gene CUNH11orf97). The record is from RefSeq and is a predicted model, not a curated record. NCBI's taxonomy places the organism in Eukaryota, Metazoa, Chordata, Mammalia, Rodentia, Cricetidae. The transcript has 4 exons. The coding region runs from base 61 to 420 and encodes 119 amino acids. Gene Ontology annotation, cellular component: ciliary base.